GGCAUUUUGUUUAUAACUAAUACGCGAAACCGCCGGAGCACAGCUUGCGCAUGAGUUUGUGACAAUUUGCAGUUCUAAUUCAAUUAAAUCAACAAAACACUGACUAAACUAGCAACUAAGUGCGCCGCGUGUAGCAAACAAACUGCAGUUACAGGCAAUUUACGUAAGAAUUACACAAAAAAGAAAAGUGCGCAGUGCAGACAAACUCGACAAACUCAACAAUUCAGCUACAGCUACAACGUUUUGUUGGCCAGAACUACCCAAAGUACACACACACACACGCAUACUCAAUAGCAAACGAGACUAUUGUGCAAAUACACAUUUGUAAGCCGAAACUAACUAACAAUUGACAUUGGAGAACUGUGAGUGAGACACCACCUGUUUGUUUAUGGCAUCGACAACGGAAGAGAACUAACAACAACAACAAUAACGAAAAUUGUUAACAAAUUGCGAAUGCGUCAGUGUGCGUUUUUACAAGUCUAAUCAAAUUCUCAUUAUAUAUGUACAUUGCAUACAUAUUCAUGUUGAAGUUUUUGGCUAGUCGCGUGUCCUAUUAAUAUCAAUAAUAAUAUUAUUUAUGGCUUCAAAUGCACAGCUGGGCAAAAUCAUUUUGUUAAUCGCAAUUGUUGUGUUCUUUUACUACUUCUUCUGGGUAGCAAUUUUGCCGUUUAUGAUACUCGAUGAAGGAAAUCCCAUACGCUCGCUGUUUCCACCGCUGAAGUACGCAUUCAUAGUGCCCACGGUGUUUGGGGUCAUCUGCUUGGGCGGCAUUGCCGUGUUCUCCUUCUAUCACAUUUGGAGCUUCACAAAGUCAACAAAACGCAAUUGA
Messenger RNA from Drosophila sulfurigaster albostrigata, 829 nucleotides. RefSeq lists its product as uncharacterized. Gene Ontology annotation, biological process: GPI anchor biosynthetic process. The record is from RefSeq and is a predicted model, not a curated record. Gene Ontology annotation, cellular component: endoplasmic reticulum membrane; dolichol-phosphate-mannose synthase complex. Lineage: Eukaryota; Metazoa; Arthropoda; Insecta; Diptera; Drosophilidae. The transcript has 2 exons. Bases 578 to 829 code for a protein of 83 amino acids. Gene Ontology annotation, molecular function: enzyme regulator activity.